Messenger RNA from Lontra canadensis (Northern American river otter), 531 nucleotides. RefSeq names its product RNA polymerase II subunit F (gene POLR2F). Lineage: Eukaryota; Metazoa; Chordata; Mammalia; Carnivora; Mustelidae. Gene Ontology annotation, molecular function: DNA-directed RNA polymerase activity; DNA binding. Gene Ontology annotation, biological process: DNA-templated transcription. Gene Ontology annotation, cellular component: RNA polymerase II, core complex; nucleus; RNA polymerase I complex. The record is from RefSeq and is a predicted model, not a curated record. The transcript has 5 exons. The coding region runs from base 63 to 446 and encodes 127 amino acids.
GGUGUUUGCGGGUCUCCUCGAGGGUCUUGAGUGCCCGGCCGCGUCGCGUCGGUGCGGGCGUCAUGUCAGACAACGAGGACAAUUUUGAUGGUGACGACUUCGAUGAUGUGGAGGAGGAUGAAGGGCUUGGUGACUUGGAGAAUGCUGAGGAGGAGGGCCAGGAGAACGUUGAGAUCCUCCCCUCUGGAGAGCGACCACAGGCCAACCAGAAGCGAAUCACCACACCGUAUAUGACCAAGUACGAGCGAGCCCGUGUACUCGGCACCCGCGCCCUCCAGAUCGCGAUGUGUGCCCCCGUGAUGGUGGAGCUGGAGGGGGAGACAGAUCCCUUGCUCAUCGCUAUGAAAGAGCUCAAGGCCCGAAAGAUCCCCAUCAUCAUCCGCCGUUACCUGCCGGACGGGAGCUAUGAAGACUGGGGGGUGGACGAGCUCAUCAUCACCGACUGAGCCGGAGUCGUCUUCCUGACUGUGCCUCAUCCUAUUUCUCAUUCUUUCUACGUGUAAAUAAUAAACUGUUCAGCCUUUUAGCCCG